Messenger RNA from Dunckerocampus dactyliophorus (ringed pipefish), 849 nucleotides. It is a transcript of the gene smim19, whose product is annotated as small integral membrane protein 19. The transcript is spliced from 3 exons. The record is from RefSeq and is a predicted model, not a curated record. NCBI's taxonomy places the organism in Eukaryota, Metazoa, Chordata, Actinopteri, Syngnathiformes, Syngnathidae. The coding region runs from base 150 to 461 and encodes 103 amino acids.
AGAAAAUCCGGACCUGCUAUGUGACGUCAUCGUGUUUACAUAUUUCGCUCGCUUGUUAGCACGAACAGAACAAGACUGCUGACAAUUUGUUUACACGCAUGCAAAUAAAUAUCUAAUAUAGCGUUUUGUGGCACCGCAGUGGUGUUUGUAUGGCGGCGCACGGCCUUUUGGGCAACGAGCCCGAGUCUAUCGACUAUUCUGUGCACGAAGCCUGGAACGAGGCCACCAAUGUUUACCUGCUGGUUAUUCUAGUCAGCUUCGGCCUGCUGAUGUACGCCAGAAAAAACAAGAGGAAGAUCAUGCGUAUCUUCACCCUACCUCCCACCGCGGGGAGCAGCCCCGAGCCGAACUUCUAUGACAGCCUGCAGAAGGUCCGCCUGCGGCAACAGUUGGAGAUGUACUCUUUGGCAAGGAAGUUUGAGCAGCAGCAGGCGGACAGUGUUCAGCUCUCCAUGGAAUGAGGAAGGCUCUCAUUCUGGUAUAUGGACGCCACGACACUUCAUGUUUGAAGAAGCUUUGCAAGCCUCUUCAGCAUUGCAGUGGCUUGGUGAGAGGAACCAAAGCUGUCACUGAAGAACUUUUUCAUGCUGGGAGAACAUCCACAGUGAAGAAUACCUUUAAUGUAACAUUGUAGUUUUGUUUUUUUAACGUGUAAAAUGUGCAGUCGUUAGUUGCUAAACCCAUAAUUCUGGCCUCAAACUGCAAUCAAUGAGGUUUUGCUAGCACAAGAAAAGGAGCAAAUCGGCGGUCGUACCAGUCAACAUUUGCAUUGUAAAAUAAGAACGAUCCAUUCAGAUUCAUACUUAAAAUAAAAGUGAAAAAUGAGAACACGAGCUGAUCCAUCUUUUC